AACGGACUGCAUGAAAAUCAGAAGAAGAUCACGUUAUCUCUCUCUCUCUCCUCUCUGAAUCCUAUCUCCGCCAUGACCGAUCUGUUCUUCGCCAAUUCCAGGCGCUCGAGCGGGAAACCCUAGCAGGGAUUAGCAGGUGGAGCUGAAGGCGAAGGCGAAGGCGAAGGCGGAGCUCUUUCCAUGGACAACUGCGCGGGAGGGUGCGAGAGUCGGUGAUUCCCCGGUUGGCCCCCCGUCCGAUCGAGCCGAGCCGAGGUUAACGGAGAGCUGCGCCUGAUUUGGCAGGGAAUCCCUAUCCCCGAAUCGGAGGUUCGGGAAGAUGAAGGGGCUAUUCAAGUCGAAGCCCCGGACCCCGGUCGACGUAGCUCGCCAGACGCGCGAUCUCCUCAUCUUCGCCGAUAUCCACGGCGAUGGGCGCGAGGGCAAGCGCGAGGAGAAGAUGGCAGAUUUGUUUAAAAAUAUAAGGGAGAUGAAGUCGAUUCUCUACGGGAGUAGUGAAGCUGAGCCGGUAGCGGAAGCUUGUGCACAGUUGACUCAGGAAUUUUUCAGAGAGAACACUCUUAGAUUACUGAUAAUUUGUCUUCCAAAAUUGAACUUAGAGGCUCGUAAGGAUGCUACUCAAGUUGUUGCAAACUUACAAAGGCAACAAGUUCAUUCGCGUUUGAUCGCAUCAGAUUACCUUGAGGCGAAUCUCGACCUUAUGGAUAUUUUGAUGGCAGGUUAUGAGGACACGGAAAUGGCUUUACACUAUGGGGCAAUGCUGAGGGAGUGCAUACGGCAUCAGGUCGUUGCAAAGUAUGUGUUGGAAUCACAGCACAUGAAGAAAUUUUUCGACUACAUCCAACUCCCAAAUUUUGACAUUGCUGCAGAUGCCGCUGCAACCUUUAAGGAACUUUUGACGAGGCAUAAAUCUACUGUAGCUGACUUUCUUAACAAGAAUUAUGACUGGUUCUUUGAAGAGUAUAACUCAAAGCUGUUGGAGUCAACCAACUACAUCACCAGGCGACAAGCUGUGAAGCUUCUGGGAGAUAUGCUGCUUGAUCGUUCAAAUUCAGGGGUGAUGAUGCGUUAUGUGAGUUCAAGGGAUAAUUUGAGGAUUCUCAUGAAUCUUCUCAGGGAGUCAAGUAAGAGCAUCCAGAUAGAGGCAUUCCAUGUGUUCAAGCUCUUUGCUGCCAAUGAAAAUAAACCUCCCGACAUCGUCGGCAUACUCAUAGCAAACAGAAGCAAGCUUCUCCGCUUGUUUGCGGACUUUAAGUUUGAUAAAGCGGACGAACAGUUUGAGGCAGAUAAAGCACAAAUAGUCAGAGAAAUAGCGGCGCUCGAACCCGGGGAAAGUGCAUGAACAAGUCCGUUUUGUAUUUUAUGUCCAUAAGUUUCUUCGUCGUCCUGGCAAUUAUAUAACUGUGAAUUAUGAGAGGCUCUUCAUCCUCUGUAAGGUAAGAGUUCCAGAAUCUCGCCCCGUCCUUCAAGUAAAUUAAUACUUUCCAUUUUCUCGCAAGCUAUUCAGAUGCUCGCGCUGUCUUUUCAGAAUGCAAAUUUUGUAACCUAAUCAAUCUUUGGAACAACUCGUGUAAGACACAUCUGUAUAUCACUUGCGUGGUGCUUCUUUUCGCGCUUGACAUUCUAAGCAA
This is a messenger RNA of Rhodamnia argentea, 1631 nucleotides long. RefSeq names its product putative MO25-like protein At5g47540. Lineage: Eukaryota; Viridiplantae; Streptophyta; Magnoliopsida; Myrtales; Myrtaceae. The coding region runs from base 320 to 1342 and encodes 340 amino acids. The transcript has 11 exons. Gene Ontology annotation, molecular function: protein serine/threonine kinase activator activity. Gene Ontology annotation, biological process: intracellular signal transduction. The record is from RefSeq and is a predicted model, not a curated record.